AUGGGCUGCCAUGCGCAGGAAUACGACGACCUUGCCGGCCUUGCCGGUGCCAUCAGCAGCGGGCUCGAGGAGACGAGGGCAGAGGCAACCAUCCCAGCCAAUGCCGAAGCGGAGCCGGCCACCGGCCUGGCCUCUGCCACAGAUCUCGGCGUGGACGAGACGAAGCUGACGAAGUGGCGCAAGCUCGGCGGCGGCGACCUGGAGCCGGUCCUCGCGAGCGGCGCCUUCGCCCUCCUCGACGCGCAGUGGAUCAUCGAUUUCGCUGAGUGUCGCGUAUGCGGCGUUCCACUCGCCCGUUGCUGGCGGGGUGCUGGCGGCGUCCUCAUCCACCGCCAGGCGCUGCCAAAAGAGGCCUUCCUCUCCCUCCCCGACCUCGUCGAGGCGACCGGUGAGUAUGACCUUCCCGUCGCCGCGCUCUCCUACCCGUGGCUGACCAAGGACCACCCCGACCCGCGCGGAGCCAACCUCGCCCGCGUCGCAAGGGCGCUCAAGGCCCUGCUCACCUCUCCGUACAUUACGCGGCUCGGCGUCUUUUGGGACUUCGGCUCGCUGCACCAGCACCCCGACCCCGCCAACGGCGUCAUGCGCACCGAGGAGCAGAACGCGCUCUUCAAGCAGGGGCUGGGCUGCCUCGGCACGCUCUACUCCCACCCGAAGACAUGGGUGCUGCGGCUGACCUCCUUCCCGGACGGCCACAAGGCGGAGGACCAGGCCGAGGGCACCAACGUGGCCAAGUACUUUGACCGCGGCUGGUGCGCCACCGAGAGCGCCUGGGCAAGCCUGACCAAGGUCAGCCUCCUCUCGCUCGACCUCGGCAAGAUGCGCGACGGCGUGGAGUACGACUUGCAGAGCAGCCUCAUGCGUGACUGCACCCAGGACGGCGGCCGGCGCCCUCCGCUGCUGCCGUCUGCGUUCGCGGCGGAGCUGGAGACGAAGAGCUUCACCAACGGCAAGGACGACAAGCCGCUCGUGAAGCGGCUGUACGAGGCCGCCUUCGAUGAGCAGUUUGGCAAGGCGACCGUGCUGAUCUACAACCUCGGCUGGGGCGACGCGGAGGCGGCGCAGCUGGCGGACGUCCUCGCGAGCGGGGCAGCGCCGCGGCUCGAGGAGCUCUGGCUCCAGCAGAACCAGAUUGGCGACGAGGGCUGCAAGGCGCUGGCCGCCGCCCUCGGCAAGGAGGGGGCAGCGCCGCGGCUCGAGAAGCUCUAUCUCGAGUUCAACAAGAUUGGCGACGAGGGCUGCAUGGCGCUGGCCGCCGCCCUCAAGGAGGGGGCAGCGCCUCGGCUCGAGAAGCUCUCUCUCUUCAGCAACCAGAUUGGUGAGGCCGGCUGCAAGUCGCUCGGCGUGGGCAGCACGGACAAGAAGCAGCCUGAGCUGGUGGCCGCGUGCGAGGAGCGCGGCAUCGAGCUGCGCUUUGAUUGA
Messenger RNA from Emiliania huxleyi CCMP1516, 1422 nucleotides. RefSeq lists its product as hypothetical. The coding region runs from base 1 to 1422 and encodes 473 amino acids. Gene Ontology annotation, molecular function: GTPase activator activity; small GTPase binding. Gene Ontology annotation, cellular component: perinuclear region of cytoplasm; cytosol; nucleus. The transcript has 2 exons. NCBI's taxonomy places the organism in Eukaryota, Haptophyta, Isochrysidales, Noelaerhabdaceae. The record is from RefSeq and is a predicted model, not a curated record. Gene Ontology annotation, biological process: nucleocytoplasmic transport; activation of GTPase activity.